CCAUGUGGAACACCUCAGAUGCCAGCUUCUCCUGCUACCAUGAGUCUGUGCUAGGCUACCGUUACGUGGCAGUCAGCUGGGGUGUGGUGGUGGCUGUGACGGGCACUGUGGGCAACGUGCUCACCCUGCUGGCUCUGGCCAUCCAGCCCAAGCUCCGAACCCGUUUCAACCUGCUCAUUGCCAACCUGACGCUGGCCGACCUCCUCUACUGCGCCCUCCUGCAGCCCUUCUCCGUGGAUACCUACCUCCACCUGCGUUGGCGCACUGGCGCCACCUUCUGCAGGGUCUUUGGGCUCCUGCUUUUCACCUCCAAUUCUGUCUCCAUCCUCACCCUCUGCCUCAUCGCAGUGGGGCGCUAUCUCCUCAUCGCACACCCCAGGCUCUUUCCCCGAGUUUUCAGUGCCAAGGGAUUAGUGCUGGCCCUGGUGGGCACCUGGGUGGUGGGGGUGGCUAGCUUCGCCCCACUCUGGUCUGUCUAUAUCUUGGUACCUGUGGUCUGCACCUGCAGCUUCGACCGCAUCCGAGGCCGUCCUUACACCACCAUCCUCAUGGGCAUCUAUUUUGUGCUGGGGCUCAGCAGUGUGGGCAUCUUUUACUGCCUCAUCCACCGUCAGGUGAAACGGACAGCACAGGCGCUCGACCAGUACAAGCUGCGACAGGCCAGCGUGUGCUCCAACCACGUGGCUGGCACCGACAACGCCAUACCUGGUCGUUUCCAAGAGCUGGACAGCGGGGUGGCCUCUGGAAGGCCCAGUGAAGGGACUUCAUCUGAGCCAGAAAGCACUGCCACCACCCAGACCCAGGAAGGAGACUCAACAGAAGCAGGAGCACCGAGCCACAACAAGGUAGCCAAACAGACAGCACCAAAAAGCCACUUCCACCCACAGACACCUGCCAAGGCCCGGCCAGCCACAGGUGCACAAAGAGCUCACGACUCCCAAUCCGAGUUCGGAAAAGUGACCCGGAUGUGUUUUGCUGUGUUCCUCUGCUUCACUCUCAGCUACAUUCCCUUCUUACUGCUCAACAUCUUGGACGCCAAGGUCCGGGCUCCGCGGGUGGCCCACAUGCUUGCUGCCAACCUCACCUGGCUCAACAGUUGCAUCAACCCCGUGCUCUUUGCCGCCAUGAACCGCCAGUUCCGCCGAGCCUACGGCUCCCUCCUAAAACGUGGGCCCCAGAGUUUCCAGAGGCUGCGUUAGCAGCACUGUGUCCCUGCUCCUGCAGAGCCAAAGUGCCCAGUGGAGGCUAGGACAGGUCAGAGCCACACCUGGACACGCAUACUCACGGCCACCUCUCUUCCCCCUGCCUGGAGCAGUGUUCCGGCCCUGGGCUGCCCAACAGCA
Messenger RNA from Ochotona princeps (American pika), 1343 nucleotides. RefSeq names its product G protein-coupled receptor 84 (gene GPR84). Gene Ontology annotation, cellular component: membrane. Gene Ontology annotation, biological process: neuropeptide signaling pathway. Bases 3 to 1199 code for a protein of 398 amino acids. Gene Ontology annotation, molecular function: urotensin II receptor activity. The transcript has a single exon. Lineage: Eukaryota; Metazoa; Chordata; Mammalia; Lagomorpha; Ochotonidae. The record is from RefSeq and is a predicted model, not a curated record.